Suncus etruscus (white-toothed pygmy shrew) is the source of this 1088-nucleotide messenger RNA. It is a transcript of the gene MIF4GD, whose product is annotated as MIF4G domain containing. Gene Ontology annotation, molecular function: protein binding; RNA binding; translation activator activity. NCBI's taxonomy places the organism in Eukaryota, Metazoa, Chordata, Mammalia, Eulipotyphla, Soricidae. Bases 120 to 788 code for a protein of 222 amino acids. Gene Ontology annotation, cellular component: cytosol. Gene Ontology annotation, biological process: regulation of translational initiation. The transcript has 6 exons. The record is from RefSeq and is a predicted model, not a curated record.
GGUCCUCGUGGGUGCGGGGCGCGCGCACCAUGGCCACCGGGCGGCCUCCGGGCUCGCGGGCGCGGCGCCGGGGCUACAGGCGCGGUGGUUAGGCGCACCCCAGCACGUUUGUGCGGGCUAUGGGGGAGCCUGGGCGCGAGGAGUACAAGAUCCAGUCUUUCGACGCUGAGACCCAGCAGCUGCUGAAGACGGCCCUCAAAGACCCGGGUGCCGUGGACUUGGAAAAAGUGGCCAAUGUGGUGGUGGACCAGUCCCUGCGCGACUGUGUGUUUUGCAAGGAAGCAGGACGCCUGUGCCAUGCCAUCAUCCAGGCCGAGAGCAAGCAGUCAAGCCAGAGCCUCUUCCGGCGUGGCCUCCUCAACCGGCUGCAGUGCGAGUUCCAGGCCCGGGAGCAGCUCCGCACCCGCUCGCCACAGGCUUGGGUCUGCUAUGUCACCUUCAUCUGUAACAUCUUCGACUACCUGAGGGUCAACAAUAUGCCCAUGAUGGCUCUGGUGAACCCUGUCUACGACUGCCUCUUCCGGCUGGCCCAGCCUGACAGCCUGAAUGUGGAGGAGGAGGUGGACUGCUUAGUGCUGCAGUUGCACCGGGUCGGUGAGCAGCUAGAGAAAGUGAAUGCACAGCGCAUGGACGAGCUCUUUGUCCUCCUCCGGGAUGGCUUCUUGCUGCCCACGGGCCUCAGCUCACUGGCCCAGCUGCUGCUGCUGGAGAUCAUCGAGUUCCGGGCGGCUGGUUGGAGGACCACCCCGGCCGCCCACAAGUAUUACUACAGCGAGGUCUCGACCUAGAACUAGGCCUGACCAGGGACACUCCCGCUCACCAGGCACUGGAUCCAGGACCAGCCCCUCCACACCCUACCCCCUACCACCAUCUUUGUGCCUCAGUUGCCCAUCUGUAAAAUGGGCCCCACAGCUGUUGGCAGUACGUGCACACACACACACACAGGCACCGCUUUGGACACACAGGUCCUGGAAAGCUCACAGCAGCAGGUUUAAUGGGGGGGUGGCGGGGUGGGAGUGAGGGGGUACUGCCUAGGCCAAGGGGGUUUGCGGGCAGAUUUUCUAAUAAACCUUUGCUUACACUACAAA